Molecule: messenger RNA, 5483 nt
Organism: Phalacrocorax carbo (great cormorant)
Lineage: Eukaryota; Metazoa; Chordata; Aves; Suliformes; Phalacrocoracidae
Source: RefSeq, a predicted model, not a curated record
AGCAGGAUUGCACCUGCAGGACUCCAGCUGUAUAGGAGAGGCAGGAAGGCAGGCAGGCAGGGACAGACAGACGGACAGACGGAGCUGCUCCUCUCUGCUUUUGUCUCCCUUUGGGCUUCCCAGUGCUCUGCCUGUGUGGAGGCCUGAGGCAUGGGGACAAGGGGAUGGACACUUUCCACCUUCGUGGGGUGCUGCGUAUGGAUUCUGUACGGGCUCAGGGCUGCUGCCGCCGUCCCUGUCACUACUGAGGGGCCAUUUGCUGUGGGGACAGCUUCUCCCAUCAUGGCAGAGAGUGAGGGGCCCCAUGCCCUGGUGAUGGGCACUGCAGAGACAAGCACUCCGGCGGCCGAUGCUGAGAUAGCUGAGAGCAUCCUUGCAGGGAGCCAGGCAAGCCCAUUCUUCCCUCCUGGGGCUGAGCCAGACACUUUUGUGACAGUGACGAGCGAAUAUGGCUCUACAGUACCAACUUUGAUGAAUGUGACCCAGCCUCUUAAUGCAACUCAGGGUAACGAGAGGGGUUCAGCUGCUCCCACUGCAGCCAUGACCACUGCCGCCAUCUCUGCACAGCACCCCACUGUCACCCCAGAAGUUGAGCAUGAUGUAACAGGGGCUGCUCUCGAUGUGCCCCUGGGGACCACCCCUCUCUUGGCAGACAUGAAGGAGGAUGUUCUCAUGGCUGUGACCAGAGGAGCAGAAGAUCUAGACUCCACCAUGGGUGCUAUGCCCCUCCCCACCACUCCUGCACCAGCAGCCGUCUGGGGGGCACAGCCAACUACUGGCAGCCCCAUGGGCGCUGGUGUCACCGUGCUGCCAAACCAAGGGCUGACCACAGCCAUGGGAGCAGUCGAGGCAGGCGUAACCCUGGCUGCGGAUAUCCAAAGCAAAGCCAGUGCCAACUCCUCAAGCCCCAGCCCUGGUGCCGCGGCACUGCUCACAACCCAGCAGGAUGGGGCCAUGAGCUGGGCUGUAGGCAUCACCCCAGAGCCAGUGGGAGAAAUGGCCCCAGCUGCUGAGGAAAGUCCCUCACCUUCAGUGCCCAGGGAUGCAGGAGAUGCAGUAAACGGUGCAUUCAGUACAGCUGCCUCGUUCCGCCUGCCUCUGGAGAGCACAAUGGUGUCAGGAGCAGUGGGAAAUCCAGGGAAGAACCCCAUUCUCCCUGGCCAGGCUGCACUGAGCCCAGCUGCUUCACUGGUGCUGGCCGGUGGUGGGAAUGGGCAGGGAGCUCCUGACGUGACAUCGGACAGUCCUGGUUCAGCUGCAUUGCAUACAGCCAGUGAGACACCCACAGUGACAGUGGGCACAGCCACCUCGCUGCUGGCCCCAAAGGUUCCCACUGGUGCACAGAAUGACAUGAAUCCCCCAGCCCCAGCCACCACAAUGCUUGCAGGGAAUGUGGGGGCUGUGGGUCUGGCGGAGCCAUCCCUGCAGUCUGCCCCAUGGCAGAGCCCCACUGGAGAACAGCCACAGCUGCUUUCUACUGCCCUGCUGUCCCCCACAGGCACCCCCAGCACUCCAGGGGCUGGUUACCCACCCCUGGGGGCUGGCACCCUGCCUGCAGCUGAUGAUGGGGCAGAGACACCAGCGAGCCCUGACCUUGGUGCUGCCACAGGACCACCCGUGUUUCCAUCCCUCAGAGGGUUGCAGCCAUGGGGGACAGCAGAUGGUGCUCCCCAGGGAGCUGAUGGACCCAGCACUGGAUUGCAUUCAGCUUCAGAUGCCCCCAGCCCAGCAUCUUUUGUACCUGAUGGACUGAUAUGGCCUCAUGCUGGGGUCCUGGCUCAGGGGGCUGAGGGUGCAGGGGAGAGGGCACAGGCAGGAGGUCCAGGGGAUGGCAGUCCUUAUGCAGAUACUAAGAGUGACAUGAGUCCUUCAAGCAUCAGCACUCAGCAGGAGCCUGCUAACACUGGAGAGCUGCCAGCAGAAGGAACUGGGGCUUUGGUGAAUGCUGAACUGUCCCCUCCAUCAGCUUUUGGGGAUGGGGCAGGAGUAGGAGCAGCCCCAUCACUGGAACAAGUGUCCCUGCCUGGCCCUGCACAUCCUGGAAGUGCUGGGCUGGAGCCUGACCUCUCAGGGGCUGAAGCACCAAGGGACUUGCCCAGUGAAUCCCCCAGCACUCCUGGGGCUGCUGCUUACCUGUCCCCGGGGGAUGCAGCCUUCCCCAUGUCUGUGGCAGAGACACCAGCGAGCCCUGACCUCAGUGCUGCCCAGGGAGCACCAGUGCCUCCAUCCCUUGGUGGGUUGCAGCCAUGGGGGACAGCAGCUGGUGGUCCCCAAGGAGCAGAUCUCCCUGGAGACAAAGGAGCAGGCACUGGCUUGAACUCAGUAUGGGAUGCCCCCAGCUCAGCACCUUACGGACCAGCAGGACUCCCAUCAUCUGUCCUUGGGGACCAGCUCGACACAAACUUGAAGCUGCCAGGAGAAGAGGGACUUGGAGCUGGUGCGGCACAGCGGGCGCUGGGAGAAGCAGUCAGUGAGACUGGGUUAGAACCAUCCUUGAGCUCUGCUGCAGGCAGCGGGAUGGCAGCUGGGAUGGAUCAGCUACCCAGAGCAGGGUUCCCAUCUAGUACUGCCUCUCCCAGUGGUGUGGUUGCUGCAUCCUCUGUUUUGGACCCAGCCAGCCAGAUUGCCCUUGGAGGAACGGGUAGUGCUCCUGGAGCUCUGCAGCCCUCCCUGGGUGCUGGGCCAGGCGUCCCUCCUGCUGCAGCAGAAGGGGCAGGUGAAAUGGCUGGUGACAGGGGUUCCCCGGGGCAGUCCCAGGCCCCUGCCAGAGGGGGACCAGCUGGUUCAGGAGCCCCUGAUGGAGAAAUGGGAACCAUCCUGCACUCUGCAUCUUCCUCUGCAUCUACAGAGGAGUCUUCAUCACCUGGGAUGGUUGGUGAGGCCACCAAUGGAGCAGGCAUUCCUGGAGCUGGUGGAGCUGGUGGUGGCUUGAGCACAGGCUUGGAGGCUGCUGGCCUGGAGGAACACCCCAUGUCUGUCCCUGGUGUCCAGAGUGGUGCUGAUCUUGGACUUUCUAAUGCAAAACUGAGCCAAGUCAAUGUGGUGGAGCUGCCUGAAGGAGCCUCAUCGAACAGGGGACCUUCCCCUGGUGCCAGCCUGGGAGAGGGCGCAGGAGCCAUUGUACAGAUUGCAUCGGGAGCACUGGCACCGUCUGCCCUCCCCUCCCCCCAGGAGACGCAGCCCCUGGUCCCUGUGGCUCCAGAUGGCAGCAGUGUCUCCGAUAGCACAGCUGCCUCACUGGCUCUUCCUGGGCAUGGACUGAACUCGGGGCUGGCACCCAAUGGGGACCCCCACUCUGCCCCUGGCACCCAGAGUGGGAGCAGACCCCUGGUACCAGGGGCACUGGGUGGGCUGACAGGAGAUGCUGGAGCCACUCAGACAUGGUCUCUUGAAGAUGAGGUGGCCUCAGGAAUGCCAGUGCCUUUGGGAGAAGCAUCCCCCCGUGCCCCUGUGUACCCCAACACUGCCCCGGCGCUGCCUUCUGCUCCACAGAGAGAAAACACUGCAGAGAGGGGGUCCGUCGCUCCUGGGCUUUCCACUCUGCUUUCAGCACCUCUGCCAGGAGGGCCAGUGGCCACCCGGACCCUGCUGCCUGGCCCUGCAGUUGCAGCUGUGCCCCUCUACAGGUACGGAGCAAAGGAAAAUGAUCAAGAGUAUGUGGAAAGAAGGGUGGACUUUAAUUCUCCACUUUUCAAACCUGAGACUGGAUUUCCGUUUGGGAAAACCCUGCGCGACUCUCUCUAUUUUACAGACAAUGGACAAAUAAUUUUCCCAGCCUCGGACAACAGCAUCUUCACGUACCCCAACCCUCCUCCCAGGGGUUUUAACGGUCAUGAGAAGGUUCCCAUGAUUGCUGUGUUCUGGGACAACGCCGACUUCUCCAGAGGUGUUGGCACCACCUUUUACCAGGAGUUCCCCACCCUCAACACGGCCAAGCCUCCGUUCGUCCGUGACGUGGAAGCAAAGAUUCAGCGGUACCUGAGGUCCUCCUACUCUGCAGCCUGGACCCUGAAGAUCACCUGGGAGAAGGCACCUGCCUACUCAGCAUGGACUGACACCCAGAGGACGAUCACAUACCAGGCCAUCCUGACCACUGAUGGCUUCAGGUCCUAUGUCCUGAUGCUGUACCAGGAGGGAGGCAUGCAAUGGGAUUAUACCAGGCUCACUGCCACAAACGUGCUCAUCGGCUACACCAGUGGGGAUGGCUUUUAUCACAAUGAUGACCUGACUCAGAGACCUCCAGCCGCUAAGUAUCGCCCUGACCAGUUCAGGGGCUACAACACAGACCUCCGUGGGCUGUGGAUUUACAAGCUGGAGAGCCGUGUGAGGGUCAACUACCGGCUGAAGUGCCUGGCAUGGACAGGGCGGCAGCAGGAGCCGCGUGUGUGGAGCCAGGGCCUGCCUGCCUGCCCCUGCUCCCUGCAGCAAGGGCAGCAGGACCUGCGCUUCAGGAGCAGCCGGGGAGGCUGGUGGGCUGCCCGUGUCUCCAUGCUGCACUCCACCUCCCCCAAUCAGCACGGUGCCGGUGUCCGCUGCCUGUACGACAGCCACAGCCAGCUCAUCGAGGGGCGGCAGGAGAGAUACUGGAGGCCCUCCAGGCAGGCAUCCCCCUACCGUGACCAGGAGCUGAAGUUGUACGACUGGUGCUGUAACCAGGCGGGCAGUGCCCGCCUCUGCGCCCACUACAGUGAGAAGAGACCAAAGAUCGGCUGUGAAGGAUACCGGUUGCCUGGCACAGCAGGUUCCUCAGAGGAGGCAGAGAGCAACUCGGAGGAGCAGAAUGAUGGAGAGGACAAGUAACUGGGGGUUGCACGUUUGCAAACCAGGCCACAGCUGAUCCUCCGAGUCCUUUGGUCUGGCUCAUCUCCUGUGUCCCCUCACUCCCCCCAGCACCCAUCACAUCACCCCUGCCCACCACGCAGGCCAGCUCACUCAGCUGGUGCCUGCAGUUGCCUUCAUUGACACAAGUUCAUUUUUCUAACCCAGACACAUCCCAAGAAUUCAGUUGCUUUAGUCGCCCUUCCCCAGCUGCAGCUGAGCGGGUGUCCUUGGGCACUUCCUUGCUGGUGGGAAGGCAGGCAGGUACACCCCACCAUGUCCACCACCCCCUGUCCUACAUGCAUUCUGCUCUUCCUCCCACGCUAUGGGGUGAGGUUGGCCCCCUGACACCCAGGGAAUGGGUUUUUUCACCUUGUGUGCAUCGACUGUGGCCAAGCCCCCAAGUGCUGCAGUGCACGAGGCUUGCCCUGUGAGCCGGCCCUGUCUUGUCCCGACUUCUGUCCCCCAACCAUCCCUCCUCAGGUGGUCCCCAGGCCCUGUGCCCAGGAGAAUGGGCAAUUCUCCUGAUCGAGCCAGAGUUUGCUUGAUGCCUUUGCUGGGUGUGCAAGAGCAAAAUUCAACCCUGUGAUCAGAAAUGUUGGGAGAAAAAUAAAUUCUUUUCACGCAUAAUAAAGCAUCUGCCUUUCUUAAAAAAAAACCAAAAA